Messenger RNA from Loxodonta africana (African savanna elephant), 2691 nucleotides. Its product is annotated as histone-lysine N-methyltransferase SETMAR. The transcript has 2 exons. The record is from RefSeq and is a predicted model, not a curated record. Gene Ontology annotation, cellular component: nucleus. NCBI's taxonomy places the organism in Eukaryota, Metazoa, Chordata, Mammalia, Proboscidea, Elephantidae. Gene Ontology annotation, molecular function: protein binding; zinc ion binding; histone methyltransferase activity. The coding region runs from base 20 to 1036 and encodes 338 amino acids.
GCAAAAAACUACAACUCCCAUGAGGCUGUGUGGCGGCGGGACCCACAACUCCCAGCAUUCUCUGCGAGUCUCAAAGGUGUACAGGGUGACAAGCGCAGCGUUAGGGUGCGAAAUGCUCGCGGAGGGUGGGGAGAAGAUGCCGCGGUUAGGAAUGGCAGCCUCUGAGGAGGAACCCGAGGCCCCGACUGAGCAGCAGGAUAUCACGCGUGGCCUGGAGAACUUGCCCGUGAGCUGGUGGCCCCCUGAGGUGGAGCCGGCGCCUUUCCAGUAUACUCCUGAUCACGUCACUGGACCUGGAGCAGACAUUGAUCCCACUGAAAUAACCUUUCCCGGAUGCAUUUGUCUCAAAACUCCCUGCCGCCCUGAUACUUGCUCCUGUCUCUGUCAGGAGAACUAUGACGAUAAUUCAUGCCUCAGAAAUAUAGGAUCGGAAGGAAAGUAUGCCCAGCCAGUUUUUGAAUGCAAUGCCAUGUGCCAGUGCAGUGACCGCUGCAAAAACAGAGUGGUCCAGAGGGGUCUGCAGUUCCACCUCCAGGUGUUCAAGACAGAUAAAAAAGGCUGGGGACUUCGGACCUUGGAAUUUAUACCAAGAGGAAGGUUUGUCUGUGAAUAUGCUGGUGAGGUUUUAGGGUUCCCUGAAGUGCAGAGAAGAAUUCAGUUACAGACUGUACAUGAUUCAAAUUAUAUUAUAGCCAUCAGGGAACAUGUUUAUAAUGGACAGGUGAUGGAAACAUUUGUUGAUCCUACCUAUACAGGAAAUAUUGGAAGAUACCUUAACCAUUCUUGUGAACCAAACCUGUUGAUGAUUCCUGUCCGAAUUGACUCCAUGGUACCUAAGUUGGCUCUGUUUGCAGCCAAAGACAUUUUGCCGGAAGAAGAACUCUCUUAUGACUAUUCAGGAAGAUUUCUUAACCUGAUGGACAGUGAAGAUGGAGAGAAGCUAGAUAAAGGAAAACCAAGAAAACCUUGUUACUGUGGUGCCAAAUCGUGUACUGCUUCCCUGCCUUAUGACAGUUCACUGUACUGCCCCUUAUAAAAGCCAGUCAUCAAUUAGGAGGGAAAAGUAUAGGAGACAUACAUCUGGUCUCCCUCAGUGGAUGAGAAUGAGAAGGAACCAAGUGCAUAUGGCUCAGCCCCUUCUGGCUUCCCCCUCUUGCAAGCAACUUAUCCUUGAGGUAAGUUUCUGCUCUCUGGUAAGCAGCUUGCCUGUCCCUCUGGGGAGGCCAGUGGUUAUCUAGCUGUGCCUCUGCCUGGCUGCAUUAAGUUUAACUUGAGUACAGCAGAGCAUGUAAGUUGUCCAUCAAUAUUCUUUCUCCCCAUUUAUAAUAGAAUUCUCAGUUUUUAGCUGGGUAUAUGACUGCCCAAAAUACUCACAUAGAUGUGGCUAAGUGAGUAUGUUCUAGCUAAUGGAGUGUAAGCAAAAAUGGUGUGUCCUUAUGUGAAGAGAUCCUGCCUUUCUCCCUCUCCCUCUCUUUCUUCCUGUUGGCUGGAAUGUAUGCAUGAUUGCUGGAGCUGGAGCAGCCAUCCUAGACCUCAAGAUGACCCUGGGAAAGGAAGCCAAGUAUAACAAAUCACAGAAGUCUAGGUGCCUGGUACUGUGGGACAAUCCUCCAGUCCUGAAUUGCUUCCUCUGGACUUUUAAGUGAUACUGCUAAGAAAUAGACUCUCCCUUGUUUAAGCCGCUGUUAUUUUGAGUUUUCUAGCACUCACAUUGAUCCUAAUCAUAAUGAACCAAGGGAAACCCUAGUGGCUGCAUGCCAAAGCCCUGCUUCUCAAUCAGUUUCAUCAGUAAUAAAACUAAUAUUUUUAUUUCUCUCUGACUCCUGUGUCUUAUUUCUCAUUUAUUUCUAAAUAUUGAGCAAGGGAAAAGGACAUGAUUAAUUACCACCCUCUCCAAAAAAAACCAAACCCAGUGCCAUCGAUUUGAUUCCAACUCAUAGGACAGAGUAGAACUGCCCCAUAGAGUUUCCAAGGAGCACCAGCAGAUUCGAACUGUCCGACCCUUUGGUUAGCAGCCAUAGCACUUAACCACUACGCCACCAGGGUUUCCUGUCACCCUCUAGAACCCUAAUAAUUACCACCAAUAGUGAAGAAUAUAGCCAUGAGACUGACUAUGUACAUAAUCAAAUGUCAUAAAAGGAAACACAUUGUAAAAUUUUCAUUAUAUGCUUGGCUAGACUAGCAUGUGAAGUUAUGCUUCAAAACUUCAAACAACCUCAUAUCUUUAUAUAUUAAUAACAUGAAAAUAACCCUGUCAACACCACAGAAAGAGGCAGGAGUUUGAUAGACCCCAUUUCGACUUCUGGAGAGGCAAGCAUCUCUAGCUUCCUUCCUCAUAGCAAGGGGUGUUAUAAAAACAAAGUUACUAUGGAGGUUUAGUAGACAUUUUGAAAGUUAAAAUAACUAUCAAAGCCUUUAAUUAUUGUUCAGAAGCCUGGGUGGCACAAGCAGUUUGCAGUUGGCUGCAAACCUAAAGGUUGGUGGUUCAAACUCACCCAGUGGUUCCGUGGAAGAAAGCCCUUGCAAUCUGCUUUUAUAAAGAUUGCAGCCAGGAAAAUGUUAUGGAGCAGUUCUAGUCCGUAACACAUGGGGUCUCCGUGAGUCGGAAUUGACUCAGUGGCAUCAGAUAGUGUUUAAUAAAUUUCUAACACAUUUAAACCCUACUACCAGAAUUUGGCAGUGGGUAUUUUU